AUGGCUGACAACAAAGAUACCAUUUUCGUCCAAUUCCGCACUGCAAACCCAGACGACGCGCUGCAAGUCGCACAACUCAUAGAAACCGCCUUCCGCGCCGAGGACAGCCGAGCAGACUGGACAGCCAACAUGAAGCUCGGCAGAUCAUUCCGUUACUCGGCCGACCAGGUCCUCGCCACCAUCACCAAGCCCGACGCCGCGGUCCUCAUGGGCUUCGAUCACCGCGGCGUCCUCGUAGGCUCGGUCCAAGUCGUUGUCAAGCGCGACGCCGGAUUCGCCCGCAUCGCCAUGCUUUCCGUGGAUCCCGGGCAGCAGCGCGCUGGCGUCGGGCGCCAGGUCCUCGCCUCUGCCGAGGCGUAUGCGCAGCGGCAUUAUGAGGUGAAGAAGUUCGGGUUGAAUGCCCUUUCCUCACGGGAGAAGCUGCUCGCCUGGUAUGAGCGCUGCGGCUACCAGAAGACGGGGGAGACGUCGCCGUUCCCCGUUGACCGGUUGGCUCUUCUGGAUCUGCCGCAGGAUCUGUGUUUUGUUGAGUUGGAGAAGGAUGUCGCACAUGGCGUGGCUUGA
This is a messenger RNA of Colletotrichum orchidophilum, 564 nucleotides long. RefSeq names its product acetyltransferase. The record is from RefSeq and is a predicted model, not a curated record. The transcript has a single exon. NCBI's taxonomy places the organism in Eukaryota, Fungi, Ascomycota, Sordariomycetes, Glomerellales, Glomerellaceae. Bases 1 to 564 code for a protein of 187 amino acids. Gene Ontology annotation, molecular function: acyltransferase activity, transferring groups other than amino-acyl groups.